Molecule: messenger RNA, 5714 nt
Organism: Eriocheir sinensis (Chinese mitten crab)
Lineage: Eukaryota; Metazoa; Arthropoda; Malacostraca; Decapoda; Varunidae
Product: homeobox protein Nkx-3.2-like
Exons: 4
Coding region: 1659-2867 (402 amino acids)
Biological process (GO): cell differentiation; regulation of transcription by RNA polymerase II
Cellular component (GO): nucleus
Molecular function (GO): RNA polymerase II cis-regulatory region sequence-specific DNA binding; DNA-binding transcription factor activity, RNA polymerase II-specific
Source: RefSeq, a predicted model, not a curated record
UUUCAUUUUACUCCGUCAUCACUCCUAUUUCUCUUGGCUUCUCCUUAUCCUCCUCUUCCUUUGUUGCGUUCUCUUUUACCUCACUUCACACCUCCUUUCCUUCCUCUUCGUUAUUCCUCUCAUUCCCAACACAUACGCGAAGAGAAAACCGAAGUGAAAGAGCGAGAGAGAAAGAGAGGAAGGGGAAGGAGCGCGGGAGUGAGGCAGUGAGGGGAGACAAGGAGAGGAGGGGAAGGGACGGGAAAGGAGGGGAGAGGUGGGCACCCUUAGCAUGCUCAUACUCACACACGCGAUCCUUCUGGCAAAACAUGGUGUCGGGGCGUGAGGGAUUGGCCGCAUCGGUAACUCCCCUCGACUGACGCACGCCCCGCCCAGCCUCUCCCCUCACCUCGAUCCCCUUACGCUGGUUGGCCAAGGCUAAGACCGCCCCUUGAAACCAAUUAAAAGUGUCCAGGUGUCUCAAGGUACCCGAAUCCCCUUAUUUAACCCCUUAUGACCCCUUUUUUGGUGUUGUUUGGGGUUGAAGUGAUGGAAGGGAGGUUGGAGUGUGAGGGAAAAAUGGGUAGGUUGUGGUGGGGUGGUUAUUGUGGUGGUGGGAAGGGAAAUGGGGUGAGGGAUGCGGUGGUGGUCGAGGCGGCGCUGGGCGGGGUGAGGGAGAAGCUAGUGUUCGCGUGGGACUAAUGGAGCAUCUGGUCGCAAGAGAGAUCGAGAGUGAGAGCGAGAGAGCCGGGGAAGAGAGAAAGAGAGAGAGAGAGGAGGGUGGCAAGUGACAGAACCAAUUAGAGUACAAAUAGUCUCCCUCACACCACCACCAUCACCACCACGACCACCUCCUCCGCCUCCUCCUCCUCCUCCUUCUUCGUCUUCACCUCCGCCGCCGCCAUUCGCCGCUGUGUCUCCUUACCCUCGCAGUAGUCACCGCCGCCUCCGCCACCGCCGCCGCCGCCGCCACACCCUCGACCCUCACUCUCCCCUCACUUGUCGCCCGUGACGCCCACCACUACCGUCGCCACUUCCAUCUCCUCCUCCGCCACCUCCUCCCUCCUCCUCCCUCCACCUCUGCCUCCUCGUAUCACACUCGGCCCCGCGCGGCAGAGGAGAGGAAGGUGUCCGCUUGAGGGGAAGAAUAAGAGGAGACGGAAGAGGGAGAUAAAGAGGGAGAGACACAGAAGACAUCGACAGUGGAUUUUACUUGUGCGUUUCCAAGAUUUGACAACUGAGAGACUUAACGUGUGUGUGUGUGUAGCGUGUGUUUUGUUGACUCGUAUGGUGACUUUAGUGGACUUACGGUCGUCGUCAUCAUCCCCGUCGUCUUCGUCAGCGUUUAACCGCCUAGACGUCCGCCAUGGCCUAGCAAAUGACAUCGCGGGAAAGGAAACGUAUCUGACGGAGGGAGUGAAGAAGGGUAACUUGUACUUCGCAAACUGACGAAGGAGAAAACGUUUUUAUCCCAACGUUUGUGUGUGAGAGAGUGUCAGAUUCUCGUGAGUGUAGCCUCCCACUCCUCUCACUCCUCUCUUCGAACAAACGUCAACCACCAAACAGCACCACUCAAGGGAGGCCAGGAAGAGAAGAACCUUUGUGCCGGCGUGCCUGUGUGUGUGUGUGUGUGUGUGUGUGUGUGUGUGUGUGUGUGUGUGUGUGUGACUCGCCGGGUAAUGGAGACACUGGUCAAGAUGGAGAAGCCAGGGUCACCGGACAGCCAGACACAGACCGCCACCUCCGUCACGCCCUUCUCCAUCACCGACAUCCUCACCCGCAUGGAGAACCGAUCCCCGACAGACCUCCGCACUACCCUCGACCACCACCACCACCACACCCUGCACCACCACCACCACGCCGCCGCCGCCGCUGCCGCCGCCGCCGCCGCCGCCGCCUACAACGACUUGCACAACGCCUCAGGUCUCGGGUUCCGGCCUGUCUCCGUCCUUAAGUACAGUUCCCCGUCGCCUAUGGACCUGUCUAAGGACGCGACGCACCCCGAAGUCACGUCCUCCAUUGAGCCUUCGUCAGGAGAGCCCACCAGUGCCACGACUCCUCACUCCUCGGACCUCAGGGACGCCACGGGGUCUCCUGAAGGGCUGCUGGGGGGGCGGAGGAGCAGAUCGACCUCCCCGUGUUCGGAGAUGAGCAUGGAGGAGGUGGAGAUGGACCACAGCGACCGGGAGGACUCCACCAGCGCCCCCGCCCAGGAGAACACGGCCUCCGACGGGAAAGGUGAGGGCGGCGAGGGAGAGCGCGCCCCCAGAAAGAAGCGCUGCCGUGCCGCCUUCAGCCAUGCUCAGGUGUUCGAGUUAGAGCGUCGCUUCGCCCACCAGCGCUACCUGUCGGGGCCGGAGCGGGCGGACCUGGCGCAAGCCCUCAAACUGACCGAGCAGCAGGUCAAGAUAUGGUUCCAGAAUCGCCGCUACAAGACCAAGAGGAAACAAAUGGUGGCCUGCGAACCGCCCUCCUCGGGACGCCGCGUGGCCGUCAAGGUGUUGAUGCGUGAUGACCAGCUUCUUCACGGCCCUGAGGAAGCGCUGCCUCGCCCGUCCCUCCUCCUGCCCUCCCUGGCCUCCCUCAGCGCCCUCAACUCCUUCGGCUCCCUGGGGCUGCCUCCCUACUGCUACUACCCUUACCUCUGUCCUCCCCCGCACUCCAGCUCCUCCGCCGCCGCCGCCGCCGCGCUCUCCUCCCUCCCGCACCUUCCGCAGCUCUCCGCCCUCUCCCCGGCAUCCCUCUCCUCCCUCACAUCGUCCCUGUCUAACCUCACGUCGCUGCUUCCGCCCCACGCCCUCUCCGCGGCCUCCUCCUCCUCCCCGACGGUCUCCACCAGCGGGGCAUCGAGGCCGACGCCGCAGCCACCCUCGCCGACACGGCCGUGAGGUGCCGCAGCGGAGGGACCUUGCGCCACCUCACACGCCGCCGUUCUUGCCGCCGCUCUCGCCCUUCGCUUUCUCUGCACCUCCGGGGUUAAGAUGGCGUCUCUCUGAAGGGAGGAGCAGAAGGGAGCCAUUGUAUCGGGGGACUUGUAUGUGUGGCCGCAGAUGUGGUCAGAAAUACGCACGCCGCGAUGACCGCUGCGACAAGGGCACCGCAGCGCCCACGUGACCCAAGAAGAGGAAGUGAUUUCAGGGAUUUCCACGAACGUGUGAUACGAUGAUGAUGUGUAGUAUGGACGAACGCCGCUGUGAGUUGAGUGGCGUUCAUUGCCAGGCAGUGAUGUUCGGCAUCCAUAAAGUGACGAGUGAUAAUGACGAGUCAAGUAUUGCGAGAGGAAGACUUAGGACAAAAAUGAAUUCAGCAAUAUAACUUUAGAAGAUAUCGUGGCAGACAUGAAACUACCACAUAAACGGAAGGAAAAAAAGAAAAGAAAACUCCGCAAUGAAAUGUACUGCGGAUUUAAAAGGUUAUAGAAAAAUUCCCCCGAAACUAUCACAUAAACGGAAGGAAAAAAAGAAAAGAAAACUCCGUAUUGAAAUGUACUGCGGAUUUAAAAAGUUAUAGAAAAAUCCCCCCGAGCUAGAAGGCAAAGACAGUAUAGCUCUGCAAAUGGGCGCUACCUCUCUCACCAAAAAACUGCCGAGCGCCGGGAUGGAAAUCUCAACUUUUCCGUCACGAGCCGAACCCCGGACCCACUGAACCACCCGGGCCCAAACUCUGGAAUGCGACAAAUAAUACAGAAAACAGAACAAAUUAGGAAAAUCUCGGUGCAGCGAGUGUGCGUGUUACGUGAAAACGAUUACAAUGAGCACAGACACCCCCACAGACGGCAUGCCAGUGUACUACAUGUGCGUGGGUGUUAUUUGGACGCGUUACCGGUGUUACGUGUACGUGUGAGUGCGUGCGUGUGUGUGUUAGGCAAACGGACAGCUAAAUUGCAUGGGCCUCGCGUCUCUGCUCUUCGUUCAGGUACUUUAUAGAUCUGAAAAAAAGGAAAAGAGUAAAAGAAAGGUAGAAAAAACUUCGCGGCAAUAUGAAAGACACGAUGUUCAUUACCUUGUGUUAGUAUUACGCCUUUGUUCAGGUAGUUUCUCCCUUUCCUCUUUUUUUUUUUACCUCACUUCUCUAUUCUCCUUUCUCUUCCUUUUCCUUCUCUUCACUUGUUCUAACUCUUGCUUUUCCUUUUUUUAUAUAUAUUCUUCGUGUCGGUAACUUUAUUCUCAUGCCUCGCCUUGUAUUUUCUUCCCUUGAUUUCCACUUAGUUUUUUUAUAUGAUCCAAAGAUACGAAAAAAAAAGAAACGCGUUAUGAAAAAGAAAAGAAAACGUCAGUACUGAAACACACACUCACACUCACACACACACACACACACACACACACACACACACACACACACACACACACACACACACACACACACACACGCACACACACACGGCACCACCACACCCGCUUAGUAUACCUGUACAUAAUAAUAAUAAUAAUAAUAAUAAUAAUAAUAAUAAUAAUAAUAAUAAUAAUAAUGAUAAUAAUAAUCCGUAGCAACCACUCCAGGGAAUACUUGUAAUAAUAACACUUAAAAAAAACCAUGACAAUAAAAACGAAAUAGAGAACAAUACCGACGAUUACUUCUGUACAUAAAGGAUAAGGAUAAAGAGACAGGAGGAGGAUGAAGGCUCGCUCUCUCUGUUCUCCGUGUAAGGUAUCUAGACAGCAAUAAUUCUUACUACUCUAGCGGUAAAUAGAUAAGACGUUUAUUUAAUUCCCGUAUUUAUGUAGGGAGGAGGACGAGAGGAGGACGAGGACGACGAGGAAGGAAGGAAAGGAUGAUGUGAGGAUGCGUGAAUGAGGAAUCUAGUGUCGUGUUUUGCGUUUAAGAAAAUAAUCCGAGCCAAUUUUUCAGUAUUUUUUUCCAUACAGACAGACAGACAGACAAACCCACCCACACCCACACACACACACACACACACACGCACACACACACACACACACUAUCAUAGGUUACUUAGUGAACGGUGUCUCGGCGGGGGAGUGUUUGCGUCCAGCGUUUUAUCGCCGACGAGCGCAGAACCGCCGCGGACCCACAAAGCAAUAAAGAGAAAAUGGGAAGUGCUAGGCUUACUACUACAUUUAUUACGUCGGGAGAGAGAGAAACAGAGGAAACUUGUGCCCUCAUUACUGUAUGUUAGUGGAUCGAGAAUAUAAGUGCGUCUUCUUCUGUUACGUUUAUGCAUUGCGGUUUGAGACGUCGCUGUGUGUACGGGGAAGACGCGGAAAAUGGAUAAUGCCAGUGUUGUUUGUGUUCCUAUUACGUGAUUGUGGUUUUGUGUUUCCGAAUGUUUCUUGUGAGUGUGUAUUUGUUAUUUUUUUCUUACGAUUAGAGGAGACAGAUCGAGAGUUGAACUUAAAGAAGAAAAUAAGAAACACUCGUCACAUACCAAGAAAGAAAGCAAAGAAAAAGAAAGCGGGAGCCGUCGAGAAAAUAAUAUAGUUUAGACCUGGUGGAUCAAUGGUUCAAGGAGACUCGUGUGACAUUCAUGACGGACAGUAUAUAUUUUAAGAUUUUGAAAUAGUAACGUUUCGCGACUAGGGAAUAUUGAUUAAAAGAAUACAUUGCCACGGACGUAUAUUAACAUUUCCAGCCCAACUUAUCCGCUUUUUCAUUUUUAUUUCUGGGACUGAGACUAUAAAUAAUGAGAAAACGUUUGUGAAUAAUUGCGAUACAUUGUUUCUAUCUUCAUUUACAUAUAAUUAAAAGUUUACCGCGCCGUUUGUUUAGUGAUUUUAAAG